Pomacea canaliculata is the source of this 6292-nucleotide messenger RNA. Its product is annotated as programmed cell death 6-interacting protein-like. Gene Ontology annotation, biological process: mitotic cytokinesis. Bases 33 to 2765 code for a protein of 910 amino acids. Gene Ontology annotation, cellular component: endosome. The transcript is spliced from 18 exons. NCBI's taxonomy places the organism in Eukaryota, Metazoa, Mollusca, Gastropoda, Architaenioglossa, Ampullariidae. The record is from RefSeq and is a predicted model, not a curated record. Gene Ontology annotation, molecular function: protein binding.
AAGUCCACGUGAUCAAACAGAGCACGAACAAGAUGGCGACGAUGCUAGCGAUCCCGCUCAAGAAAACGUACGAAGUGGACUUAAUAAAACCACUCAGAAAUUUCAUACAAAGCACGUUCACACAGGCAGAUCCAGAGUACUACAAUCAUGCUUUACAGGAGUUCAAUAAACUUCGAAAUCUGAUGAUCACGAAGUCUGUUGAUAAGCAUGAAUCAGCAUUGGAGGUACUAUGCCGAUAUCAUGAUCAGCUUGUGGCCAUUGAAAACAAGCUCCCCAUUGCAGAAAAUCAGAUUCGAGUUCAGUUUAAAUGGCGUGAUGCAUUUGAUGAAGGCUCAUUCCUGGGUGGAAAAAGAACAUUGGCAAUUGCCUCAGGUGCCUAUGAAAAAGUGUGCAUGCUAUUCAACAUUGCUGCUCUUCAGAGCCAAAUUGCUAGUGUGCAGAACUUCGAGAAUGAUGAAGGGCUGAAACUGGCUGUCAAAUACUUUCAACAAUCUUCUGGCAUUCUGGGCCAUCUAAAAGACAUCGUACUGUCACAUUUACAACAGGAGCCUACUCCAGACUUGAACCCAGAUACCUUGAGUUCUCUUUCAGCAGUAAUGCUAGCCCAGGCUCAAGAGUCCAUUUAUAGGAAAGCCACCCUGGAUCGUAUGAAGGAGUCAAUGAUUGCAAAACUAGCAUACCAGUGCUCUGAGCUGUAUGCUGAUGCCAUGAAACUUAUGCAACUUACAUCUAUCCGUGAUCUUUGGCCUAGGGACUGGUUGGCCACUGUUGUUAUGAAACAGGCAGCAUUCCAUGCCAUGGCAGAGUUCUACCAGAGUGUGGUAGCUCAACAGUCAAAGAGCUAUGGCCAGGAAAUAGCCCGGUUACAGCAUGCUGUGGAGCUGAUGAAUGCUUCUCAGCAGCGAGGUGGAGCAACCUUUGCCUUUCGUAAUGAACUGGGCAAGAUACAGCGUGCUCUGGAGGCAGCAAAGAAAGACAACGACUUUAUUUACCAUGACAAGAUUCCUGAUUUGAAGUCACUGGAACCAAUUGGUAAGGCUGUGGUUGCCAAGCCUACACCCCUAGCAUCACCACUGUCACCUAAAUUCACAGAUCUGUUUGAGAAGAUUGUACCUCUGCCUGUGUUUGAAGCACUUACGGCAUUUGAGAACCGUAAGUCUCAACUUGCUAACAUGGAGAUUGGCAGGCUUCGAGAAGCCACAGCACUUAUCAACAGUGUUCUGGCAUCCUUGAAUCUGCCAGCAGCUCUUGAGGACUUAUCAGGGGCAAAAGUUCCUCAGUCUGUCCUAGAUAAAGCCAAACAAAUGCAGGAUUUGGGAGGGGUUGCACUUAUUGAGUCUCUUAUCACAGCAUUGCCUGAUCUUCUCACCCGCAACAGGGAGAUUCUUGAUGAGAGUAUCAGAACAUUGGAUGAUGAAGAGAAGUCUGACACACAGCUGCGCGAACAGUUCAAAGAGAGGUGGACUCGAACUCCAUCAGCUGUGUUGACCAAACCUAUGAGAGAUGAGGCCAGCAAAUAUCGCACCAUCCUUGACACCGCCAUUCAAGCAGAUAGAAUUGUACGUGAGAAGUACAACAGCCACAAGCAGGCUAUAACACUUCUGUCCAAGCCUCCAGGAGAGCUGGAGAAGUCACUGCCAGCUGCUGGCAAUGUUGGGGCCCUGCAAGGCAGCGCUGUGGUAAAGGAACUUCGUAAACUGUGUGAAGAAGUGGAGACAAUCAAAGCUGAACGAGAGGUCAUUGAAAAUGAGAUCAAAGAAGCCAAGUUUGAUAUGACAAGUAAAUUUUUUGCUGCUUUGGCGGCUGAUGGUGCCAUUGAUGAAGAAGCUCUGUCAGUGAGUGAGCUGGACCGAGUUUAUGCCCCUUUGCGUCAACAGGUGUCUGACAGCAUUCAUAAGCAGGAAACAAUCCUGGCUCGUAUACAGAAUGCCAACACAGAGUUCUGCCAGGCCAAAUCAUCCAAUCAGAGUGCAGCACAGAGAGAGGCGCUGCUGAAAGAUCUAGCAGCAGGUUUUGACAACUACAUGGAGCUGAAAAAUAAUCUGGAAGAGGGAACGAAGUUCUACAAUGAUCUCACACCUCUUCUUGUCCGAUUGCAAACCAAAAUCAAUGACUUCUGUUUUGCUCGCAAAACUGAAAAAGAUGAGUUGAUGGCAGACUUGCAGAAACAGAUAGUCAACACCCCAUCACAACCACCACCCACCCAGCCGCGCUACCAAGGUGGCCCUGGAGCUGGAACAGAUGUUGGAGCAGGUGAUGAAAACAAAAGGACACCCCCUCCCCGACCUCCCCGACCAGCUGUGCCAUCUGUCACAGCUCCCACAACACCUGCUGGUUUGAGUCCAUCGGGCAGGGCACCCCCUGCAUCAGCACCACCUCCACCACCCCAGCCGUCUGUGCCGACCACUUCUACUGGACAGAUGCCCUCUGCUGCUCCCCCAUAUCCUCCCCAGCCUGGACAGGGUGCAGCGCCUAGCGCACCAGGUGCUUAUGGUGGCAGCUGGAAUGCCCCAUAUCCUGGCUAUCCUGCUGGAGGCUACCCCAUGCCAGCCAUGCCUUCUGGGUUCAACCCCUACAACCCAUACAUGCAGUAUCCCCAUCAGGGAUACCCCAAUCAAGGUGCUCCUGGGUACCCACAACAGGCCACUCCACCAUACCCAAUGGGCCAGCCUGGUGGCUAUCCAAGUCAGCAGCCCGGUGUUCCACCUUAUCCACAGCAAGGCUACCCCUACCCAGCUUACCCCCAGCAGCAACCCUACCGAUAAAAGACUUUCCCCUCACCCCCACCCUGCUCUGCAGCAUGCAGUUCUUGGUCUUAAUCAGAUGUACAGAUUUUCUUUUCUCUGCAGUGUCUGUCUAAUUAGUCUUAUGCAAAGUCAUGCUGCAACGGCACCUGUGAUGGUCUUUAGACUCUCAGGUAUCAGGUGUGUGCUAAUGGAAAAAGACAUGAAAUUUCUUUGUAUCCCUAAAAUUCCUUAAAGAAAGUUUGCUUUUUUUUUUCUUUUCUUUUUCAUUUUUUUUACACUUUCCAUCCCAAUCCUACUUUCCAAUGUUAUCACAAACAGUGCAGUUAGUUAAGAAUGGUGUAGACUAUCUGUAUUGAUCUUGUUUUGUUGACAACUUUUAAUCCUUGAGCAUUUCUGGAUAAAUAUUAAUAUUGUAGCUGUUGGCUUCAUUUUAUAUUUGAUAGCCAUAAUGUGCAGCACAUGCUGUGAGCUGAUCAGGAUGACGAAUGCUGAAGUAUGGUUGAUGUACUGCAUCCUUUCUGCAAAUUGUCUAGAAAAUGUGACAGUUUGAUUCAUUGCGUAUAUGUGCUGCAUUGCCAGCCACUCGACCAGUGCCUGCAUGUGACUUUAAAACACAAGUGCAACUGUUGCAUGCCUGGAACAAGUGGAAAAAAUUCCUGCUGAAAGUUAACAUUGUACAUGUUUGUAAUAGUUUCUGAGUGAACACUUUGAUAAUUUAACCAAAUAUCACUUGAUAAGGGACUUUUGAGGAAUAGUUCUGUAUAGCUUGCAAGCCCAAAUUUGUUUUAUAUUAAAAAGCUUUUGUUUUUGUUUUGUUUUUGUUUUUUCUAGGAGGGAUAAAAUUUCGGGAGAUGGUGUAAUGAUGAAAACAAAAACCCAAACAUUUUCAGAGUGUAAUAUUCUGUUAUCAAAAUAGUUAUAAUGCAAGUUCUCAUGUAAACAACCUUGGAGAGAAAGAAGCAUAAAAGAUGUGAAUAAAGAUGGAUCAUUGUCUACUGAUAUCACAAAAUCAAGGCGCAUCUAUUUUGUGUCAAUGACUAAAGUCAUAUUUUAUACAGUCAAGACAUGUUGGUCUAGAAACUGUUGCAUGCUGGGUCCACAGAAAAUGGUCACUGAUUGUGACUCUAUUUGGCUUUCUUUGUUUUCGCUGUAAUAUUAAUUAACAUGUAUUAUUACAGUGUAUCGUCAGAAAGCCAAGUUUAGGGAUACUUGUUUCACUAGACUUCAGUACUGACUAGCCUCCUACCCCUCCCCUUUUUCCUAAUUGCAUGAUCUGUAGACGAACCUUGUUUUUGUUUUCGUUGGUUUUUUUUUUUUAAGGGAAAUGCAAUGGUGGCUGAUACAUUGUGUCAAACCCUGACACAAAAUAAUUACUGUGUGUAGCAUCAAUAUCUGCCUCUAAUUAUCAGUCCUCUCUGUGCUGUCUGACACGUGAGGCGACAGCAUGCAUGUAUUUAAAUGUUUUACGUUGUGAUAGAUUUGUGUGUAUGAUACAUGUUUUCAACUCUCUCAGUGAAAUUUGUUCAGUUUAUUUAAAAAUAAAUUUUUGUCUAAUUUAUUUCCUUUUUUUAAAAAAAAAAAAAUCAGCACUAGUCCUACCUAAUUCAUUCGUUGAUUCACUUUUUCCAAGCUUUAUUACUUCCCAAUUUCUUCUUGUCUGCAUGUUUGUAGAGGAGAAGAUGAUCAUUUCAAAAUAUUGAUAAUUUUCAAUUGUGUCGGGGUGGAUUGAAGUCUAUGGUGAUUGAUGCCAAAGUAAGAUUACUUAGGGUGUAAAGCAUCCAUUGAUGUACCUGAUUAGGUUUUAAAGUAUUGCUGCCAAUAGUGGUGUAUUAGAUAUGCCUUGGCAUUCCUUAGAAGAAGUGACAAAUGAAUGAACAUAUAUCAAGACUAAUAGGACCAAUAAGGAAAGCUAUCUAUUGUAAUCUUUGAAGCUUUUUAAUCUUAAAAGACCUUGCUACAAAUAAAAAUUUUCCUGAUAGAAAACUGAAGACAGGAGUGGACCGGCUGCCAUAGUUUUUAGAUUCUAAUCCAAAGCACUGAUUCAAACCUAAGACAAGGUUUUAUCCCUCUCCCCCAGUAAUUAUCUAGGUUUACUCUGUUAUUAUGUUAUAAGCAUUACUUAUUUUAAUAGAUGCUUUUUGCAGUAUUGCACGCUUUUAUUUGUAUUGAGCAAUUUAGCCAUAUGUGUAGUCAACAAAGGAUGUCAUUUCUGCUAAGUGUUCUAGCGGGUAACACAUGAACUAGUGAAUGGCUAAUAAAGAUUUUUGAAUUGUGCCUAUGGGUUUUUCAUCUGGCCACUCUUUUAAACAUCUUACUGUGUUUGCCCUAGAAAUCCUUUUCUGCACAGGUAGUGAUGUUUUUGUGUCUGGUGUUUUGAUCCAUGAAGUUGACAGUACUUUGUUGGUUGAAAGUAGGUUUGAUACAAAUACAGUAUGAAGUGUACCAUAUUCCAGCAACUCAUGCAUUGAUUUCAGGUGAAAUUUUAUCUGACAUGUCCAUCACCUUUGCUAUUUUAAAUUUGAAUGAUGUCUGCAAACAGACUUGGCAGACAGUUUAUGUGAGUAUGCACAUCUGUGUGAUUGAACCAUUCACAGUACACUUUGUUGUAUGGCAAGACUCUCAGUGCCUGUUAAUCAGAUCAAGCAGCAUACUUUUUGUUCCUACACAACAGACAUUUUUUUUUUUUGUUACUUGCUGUGCACAGCUCUUUAAAAUGAAGGAACAUUUUCUGACACAAGAACAUGUGCACACAUCCAAGUUAGUGACAUUUGAAUGUUAUUUAAUCUCUUAUUUCCUUGAAUUUGUAGUUAAAAGACUAGGCUCACAGUUCUGACUCUUUUUAGUGAAGGAUUCGUGGAUAAUAUUUGAUCUUUUGGGAAAUUGCCAUUAUCAUUACUUGGUGAAGAAGUUUUGUGCAAGAUUACAGUAGUUGUCCUCUGCAGAAAGAAAUUUUUCAUGAAAGUCUACUUUGGUACAAUUGAGUCACUGGGGGGGGAGAGGAAAGUGGAAAUUUGCUCUGUAGUGGUUCUGGUAAAUUGGGCCUGCACGUGAAAAUUAGAAAAGCUUCCCCAUAAAACUGUUGCUGUUAUGGGAAAUUCUUUUUACCAAGAGAACAUUUUUAGAUUGCUCUAAUGCCCUGUUAUGUUCUGGCAAUCAGCAUCACAUUUCAUUUUAAUUAAACAGUAGUAAUCAAGACAAAUCUGUGUGAAGACCAACCCACUGAAGUAUUAUUUCUUAUGUGUGAUCCUGUAUUUUUUUUGCUAAAAAAUUAAAAUAUUAAUGGUCUCCCCCAUCAAAAAAAAAAAGACGUUUCAGUUCAAUAGUGAGGAACAUGUUUGGUUUUAUUUUACAAUGAGUUAAAUCAUUUUUAAACCAAAGAGGGUGUAAAGUUUUGGCUGGUUCUGACACAGUAAGGAGAGUGUUGUUAAGUCACACCAGCUCUCACAUUUUCAUAUGUAUAUGGGUAACAGCAAUAUAAAGCACAUCAUUAUGUAAUUAUCUGAUUAAUUAGGAAAUUGAAAUAAAUGUUUCUUUCCUUACUGCAA